This is a messenger RNA of Vigna unguiculata (cowpea), 950 nucleotides long. RefSeq names its product large ribosomal subunit protein mL54-like. Lineage: Eukaryota; Viridiplantae; Streptophyta; Magnoliopsida; Fabales; Fabaceae. Gene Ontology annotation, molecular function: structural constituent of ribosome. Gene Ontology annotation, cellular component: mitochondrial large ribosomal subunit. The record is from RefSeq and is a predicted model, not a curated record.
UUCCUUUGUCGGGUUCGGUCACUGAAUGUUCGGAGCUGAAACACCCGCAGGUGCGAAACUAGGAGUUCAGAGCUUGGCGAGCAUCGUAGCAUAAAAGGAGCGGCGGCGGAAACCACCAUUCAACGCCGGAGACACCGAUCUUAUUCCACCAUAUUCUUCAAAUUGAGAAAUUUUGUAAGGGAAGUAGGAGUUCAGAUUAUGUGUUGUACACUUUCUGCAUCUUAGUAGGUAUUUGAACUCUUAGCAAUCAAGGUGUUGAAUUCAAAUUAAGAAAGUCAUGGCUAUGAACCAUGCCAGAUCUAUAAGAUAUAUUCUUACAGCCAAAGAGGCAGGUAGGGUUGCACACCAACGAACUUUUGCCACCGGAAAAGCAAAGAAAGGAUCUAAAGGGGGUGGAGCUGCUGAUGCACCCAAGGCAUCAACUCUUAGCAAAGAAGUUAAGUCAAGCACAGUUGUAGGUGCUAACAUUCUGAAGGAAGGAACUGAUCCAAAAAUCCUGCCUGAUUCAGACUACCCUGACUGGCUGUGGCAUCUGCUCGAUAAACGUCCGGCACUUAGUGAACUACGUAGGAAGAAUAUUGAAACAUUAGCUUAUGACGAUCUAAAACGUUUUGUUAAGCUGGAUAACCGGGCAAGGAUCAAGGAGAAUAACACUGUGAAGGCAAAGAACUGAUUUCAUUGGUCAAAAGAGAAACUACGGGAAUGAGUGGUUGGUUGAAUGACAUUGGGGUUCUCAGUCUUCUGAGAUUCCUCUGAGUAAUCGGCUUACAUGUAUGCAAAUCAUUAAAUGAAACAAAAGCCAAAGAGUUGGAUGAUUUUGCACAUUUGUUGUUUCUUUUCUUUCUACUACUUUUUAGUCUGUUUUUUUUACCUGGGAUGUUGUGUAAAAUAAAUCUGACUGCUUUUGUUGAUUGAACAGAACCUUGUCCAUAAUUUUGUUCUUUGCUUUU